Exophiala aquamarina CBS 119918 is the source of this 681-nucleotide messenger RNA. RefSeq lists its product as uncharacterized. Bases 1 to 681 code for a protein of 226 amino acids. The transcript has a single exon. The record is from RefSeq and is a predicted model, not a curated record. Lineage: Eukaryota; Fungi; Ascomycota; Eurotiomycetes; Chaetothyriales; Herpotrichiellaceae.
AUGGCUAGGGUCCUACGAUACAUCGAAUACUUCCUUGGACGGCUGCUCUACAACGUCAAGGGGCAUGACUCCCUGCUCUUCACGAAACAAGAGCCUUUCAAGGCCAUCCCUCGGAACAUCGACGUCGUGGCACCAGAGAUCGGACCCGAAGGCGCACAGAUGGGGAACGAGUAUAGCAUGUUCGGCGGCUCGAAAUUCCCAGAACUGACGUGGUCGCUCGCGCCGCAGGCAGGCUCCUCAAUCUUGGCGAAGGACGAGAUCAAGGAGUACAUCCUCAUCUGUGAGGAUCCCGACGCGCCGAUCCCGAAUAUGGUCUCUCUCCAUGGGAUAUACUACAGCAUUCCGCCGGAGAAAACGCAUGUUGCCUCGGAUGACAUCAGCCUUGACUCGACUGUGUCGGUGAAAUCUGCCAAUCAUGAUAAUGGUGCUCGCAACAAAGCCAAAUGGUUGAAAGGCGGAUUUCGGCUGGGCAAGAACGCCCUGGGAACGGUCUAUGGUGGAGCCCGUCCGCCUGUCGGGCACGGUGGACAUCGAUAUUUCUAUCAAAUUGUGGCCUUGAAGGAGAAGCUGGACACCAGCCGCCUCUCACCUGUGGCGACAAAACCGGAGAUCCUGGACGAGAUUCGAGGCAAAGUUGUGGGUUGGGGGUUCUGGUACGGGGUGUAUGAAAAUAAAUGGUAG